AUGAAAACCCCAUGCGCGGUCCUGCUACCGAUCUUAUCCAACUUUCUCCAAUCAAAGCCGGCCCCUUGGUUUCAAACUCUCAUCUCGAGUCAGCUCUCUCGAGUUCCCUUACGUGAUGAUGGAGUACUGCAAACUAUUUUUUUCCUAGCUUCUCAGUUUGCUCCAUCGUUGGGACAAGAGUCUCAAGCCCAGUUGUCAAAUGGGCCACAUUUUACAGUACAAGGGAUUAUGCAAAUCUCGCGCUUACUCUCCUCAGUGCCGGAGGGAAUGGAUCCCCAGCUCUACUUCACGACGAUUGCUCCGCAACUCCUGACACUGCUGGAUGGCGAAGAUCCUGACUUGAAAAAGACGGUGGCAUACGUUAUAGGGAACGGCAUAUUGGGCAAAAGGGCUUAUGGAGCCCCUGGAGCCAUUGGUCACUCAAUUUUCGUGGAGCCUAUUUUCAAAACACUUGGGGCCGAGCUCGAUGCCUCCACGAAGAAAUGGAUGAAUAUCACUAGCGGUCUGGGUGAGGCAUUUGGAGAUGGGGAGAUUGUCCAUGAGUCGGCUCUGCUGCUAGCAAUUGACAGACUCAGCAGCAUAACUGUUCAGCAUCCAAACCCAGGACUUGUGAAGAGACUUGUAUAUCCCAUCCUGCUGCCGCUUUGGGGACUCACUUGUUUUGCCUUGGAUCAGCAAAAGUCAAUGAUUCAUGAAAAAUUUAUGACAAUACUACAGACCUACUUCGGUAUAUCGGUAGGGGUGCAGCCUUUAAAGAAGCUCGUUGACAAUCUGCUCUGGGAUGGUGGGGCUACUUGGACUUACGACCUAGAUCCCGCAAAGCGCGUGGUUUUAAGGAAACGCCAGGUCGAUGAAGCAGACAGACUGAAUAUUGUGCGGCUAGUCGAUGAGCUACAGUCCCGGGUUAAACUCUUUAUCACUCUACUAGGCGCUGACCCAAAUGGCGAAGAACGGACCGGCGAUAUCUUCCUGUAUGUGAGCCAAAGAUGGCUCGUGCAGCCCGCUAAAGAGCAUUCGUUGGACGCGCUGCACCCUUUUACAGAGGCAGAAGAAUCAAGCAACAUCAUUCAGAAACUGGUUAGUGCCAAGCUAGCGGAGGCACUGCUAGAUCACUUCAAGGACACCCUCUCACGACGCCCCCUCCGAGUACUCGAGCUCAUAAAGCAAGUGGUUGAGGGUGAACUGAAUAGGAUGAAAGUCGGACAAAAGACACGAACCCAGGGCUCCGGAGGCGUGUCUCUUUCAUCCUUGACGAACAUUGUUCCAACCGAAAACGACCGACAAGAACAGGCAACAGCCGACACAGAGGCUGCUGAAUCCUUGCCAGCAGUUUUCAGCUUGCUUUCCACUGUUCUCGCAUCCCCGGACUUCCCUGUGACUCUGGAGACACUGCCGAUUCUUAAGGAAUUGAAAUCAGUGCUCGAUGAACUCAUUCCUAGCCUACCGCCCUCGUUGGCUAAGCCAGGGACAACAGCGUCGAUGUUACUGGAGAUUCAAAUGACCUCUCCAGAAGAACAUAGUAAGGCGAAGUCUUCUGUAGAAGCUUCUGACUUUGAUACCCAUCGUCGGGCGUUGGCCAAUCUCAACUCCGAUCUGCCACCGGUGCAAGCUGAAGGCUUUGCGCUAUUAUCUGAUCUCGUCAAGAAGUCUUCGCCUGUGCUCGAUAUACCAUCUACCCUGACACUUCUAUUAUCUGUUAUCACUGAUCCGUCUGAAUCUACAGCUAAUGAUGAAUUCAUAUAUCUGAAUGCAAUCAAAUUAAUAGGGACGCUGGCGUCAAGGCACCCGCGGACUGUUAUAAAGACGCUUGUCGAUCGCUAUGUCGACAGAACCGAAACCGCUAGUCUGGAUCAGAGACUGAAAAUUGGAGAGUCCUUGCUACGGACUAUUCAGGACCUCGGACAGGCUUUUACGGGUGAGACAGCCAAGAUCCUAGGUGACGGUAUGAUUGCUGUUGCAGGUCGACGAGCACGCAGAACACAAGCGCACAAGCGCCGAAGGGACGAACUGGAGAAGGAAAAGCGGCGAAGGGAGCGCGAAGAGCGCCAGAACAAAGAGCCCGCCAUGCCUCCAGGAUGGAAGAUAACCACAGGACAUACGACACCACAGCUAAUGGAAAUCGAUGAAGAGGGCUCGGAUACCGAGUCACCAGAGCAAGCCGCCCAUUCUGCGAACAUCCUAGCCGCCUGGGCGGCAGGUGCCGCUUCAGACGAAGAGCCUGACGACCUGCGAGUUCGCGCUUCCGCUCUAUCCAUCUUGGCUACUGCAGUUCAAACGAACAUCGCCGGCCUUGGCCCCUCGAUCGUCUCCUCAGCAGUUGGCCUCGCGCUCGACACCCUCUCCUUGGAACCAGGGCCUGAAUGUGCAAUCCUCCGCCGCGCAAGCGUUGUUCUCCUGCUAGACAUCCUCAAAGCCGUAGAAGCCGCGCGGGAAUCCAGAGGAAGCCAAGGGCUGGGAUUCGGCUUCUCUCUCUCCGGUGAAUCUGCCUGGGGCCAACUGGCUGGCGAAAACCGAGGCACUGCGACAAUCGGCAAUAUCCCUCAUAUGCUUCGCACAUUGACGUUCGUGGAAAGCCAAGAAACAGACACCAUCGUCCGUGGCCACAUUCGCGUAUUGAUUGAGAGUUUGGAAGCUUGGUUGGAGAAGUCACUGCUAUGGGGCAUUGGGGCCCAAGGUGCUGACGCUGAGACGAUCGAGCCUCGGUUGGACUUGGGGGAUCAUAUUGCUGGGUUGACUGUUAACCCGCUUGCUGGCCAAAAAGACAUCGUGGGACCGAGAAUUGAGGAGAUUGAGUAA
Messenger RNA from Aspergillus clavatus NRRL 1, 2796 nucleotides. RefSeq names its product RTP1/Tango6 family protein. The record is from RefSeq and is a predicted model, not a curated record. The transcript has 2 exons. NCBI's taxonomy places the organism in Eukaryota, Fungi, Ascomycota, Eurotiomycetes, Eurotiales, Aspergillaceae. Gene Ontology annotation, biological process: protein secretion. Bases 1 to 2796 code for a protein of 931 amino acids.